Molecule: messenger RNA, 1185 nt
Organism: Botrytis cinerea B05.10
Lineage: Eukaryota; Fungi; Ascomycota; Leotiomycetes; Helotiales; Sclerotiniaceae
Exons: 2
Coding region: 323-739 (138 amino acids)
Source: RefSeq, a predicted model, not a curated record
GGGCUUCUCUGUCAAUGGUUUUGCCUUAUUUGAAAAGUUGCUGUGUACAACAGGUAACAAUUGAAUGAUUUCAUUAGUCAAUUUCUCUGUUUCUCUUUCUCUAUAAUAAGUAUGGUGUUUCUCUUUUGUUUGCUUUUUCAUUUGGACAAGAUUAACUAUUAGUUUAUUCGUACGGUAUUUGAAACAAUACUGCCACUAUCCAUUCUGCGCCCUAUACACCCCAUACGCCCUAUACGCCCUUGGACGAUAUAAUAAACUCAAACUUUUGCCUCGCACAUCAAGCACAUAAAGAUUCCGAAAGUACCUAUCCGAAGAACCUCAGAUGUCAUACACUGAUUCUCGCGGAUACACAUACACACAAAGAACUACCAUCACUCAUCACCGGGAAUCUUCUUCAAAAGCUUCACAAUACUCGUACGAAACUCGUUCAUCCGAUUAUUACACCGGAUCAAACUCAAAUAUGUCGGGACGUUCAUCAAGCAGUGGGCAAGGUUAUGGAUCUAGAGGAAGUGGUGGAGAACAAAGUGUGAAAUAUAGAGAUUCUGCUGCAGAAAAAAAAUAUAUCGAAGGAAAAACAUCAAGAAGUGGACACAACCAUGUCAUCAACCAUGGAGAUAGUCAUAAACAUUAUGAUUCUGCAGAACCGAGGGCAGGUGAAGGUAGAGAGCAUGAUUAUCAUCCAGCACGCCAUGAACGAUCUGAAAGAGAUAAAUUGCGAACAUUAGCAAACCGACGUUAAAUAAAAUACGGCGGACAAGUAGCGAUUUGGUGUGAGGCGGAGAAACGGGGACUAAACGAAGCCAGAGUGAAGGCUACAAAGCGGAAUUGUCUUUUGGGGAGUAAGAUCAUUUGUUGAAUUGUAUUGGAGGGAUAGUGUGAGGAUUUAUUAUGAUUUGUACCUUUGGUAUCAAUGGGGAUACUGCUUCUUCAUUUGGUAUAUGUAUAGGCAUGGGAAUAAGCAUAGAUGGCGCUAGGGAAGAUUUGAAUGGACACAGUUUAUGGAUGGAAUUCUAGGAUUGCGGGGUAUUUUUAGGAGUUUGGGAUGGGAUUUAUGGGAUAAGAUGGAUUAGAUAGGAUGGGAUAAGACAGGUUACACUCAAGUGUUUUUUAGGGAUAGAAUGGAGACUCGGGGAAUAGAGAUGUUUAUAUAUUGGACAGGUCAACAAUCACAAUAAGUCUACUUUA